AGUGUGCAUGGUUUCCGCUUCCUGUGACUGUUUGUUUUCACUUUUUGCUUCUCCACACAGUGUGAUUACUGUGUGUGGCUCUGUUGCGCAUGAGCAGAAGAUGGAUGAGAUGAGCUCUGAUGCAGGCAGUGUUGCGGUGCCUCCCGCUGAUGUUCCUCCGCCUUUGAUGCAAGGCGAGACUUUCCACGUCUUCAUCAGCUACAGCAGCACCGACUACCAGUGGACGCAUGCUCUCAUAGAGCAGCUGGAAGCCCACGGCCUUCACGUCUGCUACCACGAGCGUGACUUCACGGCGGGCCGAACCGUGUUGGAGAACAUGUCCGAGUGCAUCCAGGAGAGCCAGAAAGUCUUGCUGGUCCUCAGCUCAGAGUUCGUGAGGAGCCGCUGGUGUCUCCUGGAGGCCAACAUGUCUCUGUUCAGAGACUGCCUGGAAAGAAAGCCCCUUGUCCCUGUGCUUUUGGAGCCAGGGGUCUGCGUCCCGCUCCAUCUGUGCCACCUCACCUACUUGGAGGCUCGCGACCCAGAGUUUGUGGCCAAGUUGCUGAAGGUGCUCUGUACCCCUAACCGGCAGCUCCAAGGCUCCACGGUGGUUCCCUACCAGCCUCCGUCCAUCUACAACGGGAAGGCCCUUCAGCCUUUAACUGCUGCUAACGUGGAAAGUCUUUACGCCUGGGAUGCGGGACAAUUUAGUGACAUGGACCUACCAGACCAACUGCGCUUGAUCAUUGUGGAUCAAGAGAAGUACAGGGAGGCCAUCGGCAUCAUCAACAGUGUGUCUAAAAAUCAAGUGUGGCUGCCUUCACUCUGUAACAGGGUUAUUGUUUAUUUUUAUGGGGUGAUAUUUUUUCUCGCAUUAACUGGAUCUUUCAUCUACCUCUCUGCUACUUUAGUAGUUGAUCAUUUACCUGUGGGUAUCAACAACAGUCCCGCCGGUGAAUGGUUUAUCUGCUUCCUAUGUUUUUUCUCCGUUCCAAUUGGCUUACUCAUUCAACUUUGUCUUUGGAAGAACGACGACGAAAAGUAUGUCGUGAGGGAGAUGCAAAAAGCAGCUGGUCAGGCCAAUAUGAUUCUCUGUGACGAAAAGCUGCUGAUGGGCUUUCGGUCCAAUUCCAUUAUGUAUCUUGUGUAUGUUUCUCUGGAAGGUUGCAAAGGGGAGUUCGCAGCAACUAUUGAGCAUCUCGCCAGCACAAAGGAGCUUUUUAAAUUAGCUCUACUCUGGUUUUCGUCAGAGUACGCCUGCUGCCUUGCGAAAAGGCACUUCCCUUUUCCUCAGACGUGCCCCCCGCCAGGUCACCUGGAGGGAGGAGUGUGUUUUUGCCAGUAUGUCUCCCAGCAGCUAAGCCGAGGGGAGUGGAAGUAAGACUACUGCGCAAUCCGAGGCAUCGUUUUCAUGAUCUCUUCAUCUUAACUCAGGGGCAGUUUACAUGGCGACUCUUCGACAAUAAGACGCAAUGACUGUGUUGCAGAAUACCAUUGUUUUUAUACGGUGUCGGCGAAAACGGAAGGCAAAGACGCAAACCUUUGAAUACGUGGUCCAAAGUGGAAGGAUUCGAUUGAGGGAGCUCGAGGGGGCUUGCUCCGCAUCCAUACCAAUGGAAAGCUUCAGCGCCGAUAACGUCAGCACUCGCAACCGUCACAUUGGGUGUGCGUGGCAGUGUUACUAAACAUUAAAAACAGCAAAUAUGGCGAAACAUCGGCUUUAAUUUACUGUUUUUGUAAACUUUUUAAUUUAAAUAUGUUGAAUGUUUCCAUUUUUGUGCCUUUUGGAGCAAAAGAAAAAUGCCAUUGCAUGUUGUCUUCCGAGCUGAGGAGGUUGUUGGUGUCAAAGUUUAUCAUUGGCUGUUGCCUUGUAAAUCUGUACUGCCCCCUAGGGCCUGGCAUGAAUACUACAUCGUUUUCACGCGGAAUUGUGAUAUUGUUUGAAUGGAGACGUAACUAUAUACUGUAAAUGCAAAUUUGAAAUUUGUCGUAUUCUCUGACCGUCACCAUUUAAACUGCCCCUCAUUCACUGCUAUACACAGUGAUAUCUAUCAAACCCAUUUGAACUGGGAAUUUUCGCCAGUCACAAGAGAUUGAACGUCUCUUACCAUCAAUGCUAGCCAAUUAGUUAAUGAAGGUACCUAUCUGGAAUCGAACGAUCGCUGCUAGCCCUCCCAUCAAUGGCAGCCAACGAGUUCAUGAAGGAAACAAAUGCUGAUUACAUUUCCUGUAAAGUUUAAGUAUUUAUACACAAACAAAUACUGAUAGUAUUAUAUAAGCUUUUAUAUUGUAGUACAGCUUUCUCUAUAUGUUUUAAGUCUAAAUCUUUAUCAUAAUUUCAAUUUGUCUUAACUUUUACCAGAGGUGGGUUGCCAAUUUUUUUUACUGAAGAGUACCAUUACUUCAAGCUAAUAUUACAAAAGCAAAAGGAGUAUAUACUCAAGUACAAGUAAAAAAGUAUCCAGUGAAAAGAAUACUCAAGUAAUAAGUCACAUUGAGAAUAUCUGCUUAUUUUUGAAUGAUUUUUUUGUAAACAAAGGUAUUGUACUCUCUCAGCACACGCAUAUCUAUAUGACCUGUUGUCAUAAUGAUACUGUACAAUAACCCAUUACAUAACCACAUUAAGUUAAAGUUAAAAAAAACAAAAAAACAAAUUCAUUGAAUUCCGUCAAGAGGAACAAAAGAAAGAAAGAAAUGAAGCAUUGUUUGUGAUUAGUGUUGCGACUUAUCAUUAGUGAAAUUAAUAGACCUGCUUUUGGCGUCACUGGCAAAAAAAUAAUAAAUCUAAUAUGUAGAAUAAGGAUGAAAAAUGUAACGACUCUUGUGUUGCCCAAUGUAGCGGAGUAAGAGUAGCAUUUUUGAUUCACAAAUCUACUCAUGUAAAAGUAAAAAAGUACAGCUUAGUAAAACUACUCCUAGAAGUAAAUUUUUCUCCAAAAAUUACUCAAGUAAAUAUAAUGGAGUACAUGCAAAGCGUCUGUACCCACCUCUGAAUUUUACGAACAUUAUAUUAUUUCAUUAAAAAAAUUGUGACCAGACUCUUCUUGACUUCAAGUUAUAAAAAGUAGAGUUGUCAGUCAAAAGCAUUUUAAAAUGAUAUCGGAUAAUAUCGACAUCGGUUGUGGGCCAAUAUGCAUAUGGCAGUGCUAUCAUAUCCACUUAUUGCCUGCCUUUGUUUCUGGUGUUUUGUCUGCCCCUGCUGGCGCUGAGGUGUAAUUAUUUUUGAUAAGUUCUCUCUGCUGACAUGUCAUACUAUGUCAACGUGCAGUGUUGCCAACUUGGCGACUUUAUCGCUAAAUGUGGCGACUUUCCAAAGCCUCUUGGCGACUUUUUUGUCAAGAACGACUAGUAACAAAUCUGGCAACUUUUUGCCGGUGUUUUUUUAAUCACUUUUUGCUUCUUCUAUGACAUUAUCCCUCUCUCCUACAGCGUCCAUUAGAAUGACAUUUAGUCCCCAGGUUACGAACGAGAUCCGUUUCCACGCUGGCGACGUGAUCCAAAUUUAAAAUUUGUAAAGCGGAAUUAACCUUUUAAAUACCUCUAAAUACCCCCAAAUCUCAAAUUAACUAUCCAAAAACAUGUAUCAUACAUCAUUGUACUGUCCUCGCCAAGACGUUGGAGCUAAGUCCAAGCUAAACUGCGAGUUAACCUCUGAAAUGACAGACGUCCGUUUGGUUUGCCAACUAUUUUGAGCUGCUCAUGACAUCAACACUUGCAGAAUGAAACUAAAAUAAAAAUUAAAUCAGUUUCAUCUGCGUCAGAAUUCAAAUUUGAGUUCAUAACCGAUACACCGAUAGCAAACCAAACAAAUGAUUUGCAUGUAUAAGUUAGUGUCCGCACAUCAUCAAAAACAAUCACAUAAACUGGCCCCAAGAAUUUGACCACAAUUGAAAACGCACCAUAAACAGUACAAAAGGUGUUAUUUACAGGUGUUGCCUCUGUGGAUGCUUCACAAGCAACAAAGGCUUGCAGCUUUGAUCUUUCCCCUCUCACACUCGGCUGCGCAACUUCUUCGUGGAAGCAAAUGCGCUCUUCCUCCUGUGUGCGCGUGCUCUUCUUCGCGUGUGUAAACAGGUUUUUUCUCGUGUUUUCAAGCGCUCUUACUCGAGUGUGGAAGUGCUACUUGCUCUAUGCUUCCUGUGCCAAAAUACUGCAUGUAUCACAAAACAAAGCAACUACAAAACGAGUCAACAUUAUUUACAAAAAAAAAAAGAACGACUGGUGCCAAAAUGGCGGACGAGACUCCAGUGUCAUAAAGUCAAAAUCACGUAAGACGUGUACGUUGUAACACGGUGACUCCCUGUACAUGCAAAUGGAUAAUUAUGCAAAUUAGAUGAUGAUGUCAUCUAGCGACAUCUAGCUUUAGUAUUUUAUAAGACAGCCAAUAGUUACUUUCCUUACUGGGGAGUUGGCAACACCGUCGACGCGAGCUCAUUGUGAAUAGAGAGAGCUAAAUGGACGACCUAACAUCUGCAGCCAAUGUACCAUAGCAGUUCUUGCCAUCUCACCACGUUUUCUGUGCCUUACACAAGCAUUGCUUGUAAGUUAUGUUCUUCCUUUGUUUUAUAUUCACGAGCGUUUACUGAAGAUGUGUAUAUUUCAUUUUGUUUGCAUUUGUGGUAAAAUGUGGUUACAUUUCAGUACUUGUAAGCUGUACUACCAGUUCCUAUUCAAAAUGACACACAGUGUAUACUUUGCUUUACUUUGAUAUUUUAUUUCACACUAAUGACACAAUCUUUUGUUUUUUGCAGUUUUACAAAAUAAUAACAGUGCUCUUGUCAAGAGACAGAUGACCACAGUGAAGCCAAUUAGACUUUAGUCCAGCGUCUGAUGUCUCUUUAAAACCUGAUUUGUUCCCUAUUUGUCGAUUUGUGUACCAACACACAUUAAGGACAGAAUAAGUCACUUUGCACUUGUACUUGCACUUGAUUAAAAAAACUGAUGUUUGCAGUAUUUUGAUUUUAACAUUAAAUAUAGUGGUGCAAUAUAGGCACUUUUUUUCCAAAACUUCACUUGAAGUCGUUCUAUUUCACAGAAUUUUUAUUUGGAAAACCUUGAAGUUGUUACAUUUAUCAUUAUUAAACCAUCCAGUGGGGUAUUACAAUACUAUUAGCCAUAAUAUGUUAAGUCCAUGACCUCAUAUAUCAGUAUCGGUUUGAUGUUGGUAUUGAAUUUUUGGAGUUGAACAAUAUCGUGUUAUCGGUUAAAAAGUAAUGGACAUCUCUGACAAAAAAUGUUUUCCAUCUAUUUGUUGUGUAUAUACGAUGGGUGACUUAAGAUGUUUAAAAUUUUCGGUGUACCUACUGGCAUCUUGUACUGUACACUGCAAAUUUAUAAUGUCUUAAUAAGAAUAUUUCUUUUAAAUCUAGUCAAAUAAUUUUGCCAUUGUGUUUUGAGUGUUAAAGACUAGUUAACAGAUUAAUGUGUCCGAUUAUUCCACCAAUCCAUUUAAAAUUGGCGUGGUGACGGAAUGAACAUUUUUUCAUUGCUAACCCUCCCAUUUCAAAUGGAUUUGAUGUCUAGCAUCGUCAAUGGCAGCCAGCGAGUUAAUUGCUAAUUACUUUGAAACGUUUCUGGGAAACCAAUGUUUCUCAGACAAAACGGGAUACAACAAACAUUGCAAACACAUUAAAAACACCCAAUCCUAGUGAAUUCUGAAUUCCAAAGUCCAUGUUUUACUUUAAAGGGGAAAUGUGAACUAAGGUUGGCCAACCAUGUUUUUGAAUAAUAUCAAUGGCUAAACAAUUAUAAGCAUAUUUUCAUUAUUUUUUUUAACGCAACCCUUCCAGAUUCUUUAACCCAUAGCAACGCCCUUGACAACGAAAAUGCUUUUCUUCGGCAAUCUUCGGAAAUUACGUCACACCGGGAAGAAGUCCGCCAUAGAACAGUAUUGUUUGUUGCUUUGCUUCUCGGUAAGAUGCCACGGCGGUGUGUGGCGAUGUUUUGUUCUCACUCAAACGAAAAGUUGUAUGAGUGGCCAAAGGAUAGCAGGGCAUGUAAAUGGACAUCUUUCGUUCGCACGAAGCGAAUGAAUUUCACGCCAUCAUCGAGUAGUCUUCUCUGCUGCAAACACUUCGAAGAUGCCUGCUUCCUUAACCGGUCUGCUUAUGAUCAAGUAUUUGCCAAAAAGUAAGUGUGAUUUUUGGAUAGAUGACUGAUGACUUUGUCAAAGCAGACCUGCCAACUGUUGUGGAAUGUACAGUAGAAGCUAGCGACGUUAGCCAAAAGCCAACACGUGGCAAUAGUCGUGGCACAGUUGUUGUUGUGUUGAUGUCUUACGUCCCAAGGACGGCUCGCGAAGGGCGUAACAUAAAAUGAGCCUCACAAUUUCACAAGUGGCACAAAUUUAUUUACACAACAAUCAAACUCACAAUGAAUAUGUACAAAAUGUGGAUGAAGCGCGGCUUCAGGGUAAGUCCAGGCCAAAACAACAAAAAAAAGGAAUCUACACUUGAAUCCCACCCGCUAACUAAACCCUGACAAUGCAUGAUCCGUUUAAGAGUCGCUGGGACUGGAAGUAGUAGUAGCUGGUAGUACGAGGCGAGGCGGAGAUGAGCGAAAAGCAAAACAUCGCGGUCGAACGUGGCGGCAGUCCGCUAUUAUUUUGUGUUCUUAUUGUUGCCACAAUAAAGUGGAGAAAGCCAUCAACGACUCAUCUCCUUCUCCCCCCCCAACGUUUUUAUAUUAUUAUUUUAUAUGCAUGAGCACUACCGGAUCUGCCAAAAUGAACAUGCAGUCUGAUUAUUAUUUUUUUAAACAAUGUCAUCAGAUAGACAAAAACAUAAAAUUAUGUGCAAAUGCCGGCAUCUUCAAAUCAUGAAAAUAAUAACAGCCUGUAUCUUACCAACCUUGUAAUCUCGAUGGGUCUUGUCUCAUUCCAUGUCAAGUAGUCUGUGCACAUUGUUUGCAUCCUGAUUAGCUUCUUGCUAAUAUCCCAUGUACGGUCCAACAUAAAAUUCCAACCUCCUCCUCUUCCUCCAACUCUUCAAAAACUUGGAUCUCCUCCCUUGCGCUCGAUCUAUCGCUUAUAUCGCUUUUUGAAUCAUUGUUUGAAGGGCUUUGUAUGCCGGCCGUAUGGAGCGCCGCCAUCGCAGUUCUCGGUGUGACGUAUCACUUCCGGGUUCGUCCCCUUUCAGGCUCGAACUUCGGAAACGCGAUUAUUUUGUCAACUAUACAACAUAUAAAUUAUUUUUUCAUGCUUUAUUUGUUGGACAAUGUUUAAUUACUUUAAU
Molecule: messenger RNA, 7211 nt
Organism: Corythoichthys intestinalis (scribbled pipefish)
Lineage: Eukaryota; Metazoa; Chordata; Actinopteri; Syngnathiformes; Syngnathidae
Exons: 2
Coding region: 8-1360 (450 amino acids)
Biological process (GO): signal transduction
Source: RefSeq, a predicted model, not a curated record